CAGCAACCGCUUUGAUCCUGUGGUCUCCUGAGGCUCCCUCAAUCGUCUGGGCAGACAGGCUGAGGGACCUCGGACUACUAGAGUCCGCGUGCGUGCUCCUUGCCUGCUCCACGGUCUCCUCUGUUCUUCUCCCAGCCGGUUUCUCCCGGGCUCCAUGCUUCCACCCCUCCUCUUGGCAAGCCCAGAGCACCCCGGACCCUUCAGGCAAUCGCUUCUAGAAAUUUGGAGGGAGGUGGGACUCGGUUCUCUUUGCCACUGUGCGGGAGUGGUGCAGGCGUCCUCCCGGCCGAUUGGGAAGUAGAAGUGGUGCGGUGGGCAGAGAUCCCUCGGCCAGCUGGGAACACUGGUCUUCCUGGGAGCCCUGCUGGGAGCACACAGUCCCUUGGACAUCGGGUUUGGCUCUGACUCUGACCUUCCCCGGAUGCCUCCAGAGCACAAGGUCAUCAUCGUGGGACUGGACAAUGCAGGAAAGACCACCAUUCUCUAUCAGUUUUUGACCAAUGAGGUGGUUCACACGUGUCCCACCAUUGGCAGCAAUGUGGAGGAGAUUGUUCUUCGGAAGACCCACUUCCUCAUGUGGGACAUCGGGGGACAGGAGGCUCUGCGCUCCACCUGGAGCACAUACUACUCCAACACGGAGUUCGUCAUCCUCGUGAUUGACAGCACAGACCGGGAUCGGCUGCCCACCACUCGGGAGGAGCUGUACAAGAUGCUGGCCCAUGAGGCACUUCGAGAUGCUUCAGUGCUGAUCUUUGCCAACAAGCAGGAUGUGAAGGACUCCAUGACCACGGUGGAGAUCUCCCAGUUCCUCACUCUCAGCGCCAUCAGAGACCAUCCGUGGCAUAUACAAGGCUGCUGUGCCCUGACUGGGGAAGGGCUGCCAGCAGGGCUCCAGUGGAUGCAGUCUCAGGCCACUGCCAAAUGAUGUCCCAGCCUGAGGCCAAUGAGACAUGUUGGGGGUUCUGCAUGGUCAACAUGGGUGAAAAACUCAAAUGCCACUUUACCUUUCUAUGAUUCUCUGGUGGGAGCAGAGCCAGCUACGGACAGGGAGAUUGCCACCAUCUACCCAAGCCUUCAUUGAGGAGCAGGACUGUAAGUCCUGGAUUGAUAACAGACAGAACAACAGAAAAAACUGCCCCUCACUCCAUGGAUGCAAGUGUCCUUCUUGGAGACAUCAGGGAAGCUGUGAUGUGCUGGGGGAUUAGAAAGUGGAGCCCUCUCCUUCUCAGCCCUCAACCUGUCUGUAGGAAACUCGUGGGAAGUAAGAGGUCGUUGAAAUUGCUUCUCAUUUCUUAACAAUAUCCACCCUCUCCAGCUUUCUAGAAAGUCUCUCAUUUUUGUCCCAUACUCUUUGAGAUUCCAGAAGGAUGAAGAAGGUGGCUUGGAGGCAGGAGGGUAGGGCCAAAACCUGGGAGGGGUAGGAACUUCCCACUCCUUCUGAGAUGCUGACUCUGACUGCAGUUUGGGGGCUGUAAGCACCCCCCCCCCCCCAGUGGUAUUCCCUUGGCUCUCAGUGUCCUUCCAAUGUGAAUCCCACUCCUCCUAAUUGUUCCAGAUUCCUACAGGACCUGCUUAUUUUGUUUUUGUGUGAUGACUUUUUAAAUAUUGCAUUGAUAUUUUAAUAAAGGAGUAAUAAAUGUCAUC
Molecule: messenger RNA, 1644 nt
Organism: Marmota flaviventris (yellow-bellied marmot)
Lineage: Eukaryota; Metazoa; Chordata; Mammalia; Rodentia; Sciuridae
Gene: Arl5c
Product: ARF like GTPase 5C
Molecular function (GO): GTP binding; GTPase activity
Source: RefSeq, a predicted model, not a curated record